Molecule: messenger RNA, 981 nt
Organism: Lolium rigidum
Lineage: Eukaryota; Viridiplantae; Streptophyta; Magnoliopsida; Poales; Poaceae
Exons: 1
Coding region: 13-855 (280 amino acids)
Source: RefSeq, a predicted model, not a curated record
CAAAGCACAGCUAUGGCAUCUGACCGUGUCGAGGUUGACACAGCCCGCCCUUUCCGGUCCGUGAAGGAGGCUGUUGCGGUGUUCGGCGAGCGCAUCCUCGUCGGGGAGACCAACUCUAGAUACAGUAGCAAUGCUGUUGCCAUUGCCAACUCUCAUGCCAAUGCCACCCCUAAUGCCAAGCUUGAAGAUAGUAGUAGCAGCAGUGCCAUCACCCUUUCUCCAAAUGCAAUGGCAGAGGUAGAAGCAGAGCCAGAGUCAGAAGCAACAGCUGCUAUUGUGCCUAUGUACUCUGCACCCUCCUCGCCGCCAUCGUUCGCAUCGCCGCGAUCGGGAUAUGACGAUGAUGAUGACGAAGGUGAGCAUGAUCGCCAAGAUGAGGAAGCUGGGCUCGCGAUCAUGAGCUCCAUCAAGAAGCUGGAGGCGGAUGUGGCCGACACGAGAAGGGAGGUGGUGCAGCUUAGGAAGAGGGGUACCGAGAUGGAGAUGGCCGUGGCCAGCCUCAACGCGCAGCUCCACCGAGGCCUCUCGAGGCUGGCCGAGAUUGAGGCGGACAAGGCGUCUGCAGCGGUGCGGCGCAGCAUCGGGGGAGACACCGACGUGACGUCGGCGGCGAUGCUGCGGAGCGAGCGCUGGGCCGAGAAGUCUGGUAUGUACAGCAGCGAGUACCUGCCAUCGUUCAGCCACGCUCUGAGCCUCGGCGAGUUUGACGAUGACGACAACCUACCCGGUGGUAGGAGGAGGAAGGCGCAGAAGGUGAAGCCAAUCGUCCCCCUCAUCGGUGACAUCCUCUUCUCCAAGAGUUUCUCCAGGAGGAAGAGCACCAAGGACAGUGGCGAUCUUUCCAGCGUGUGUUAGGGUGAUCACUGGCUGUGAUUUGUGCUCACCACGCAGGAUGUGGCUGUUUGUGUGUGAUUUGGAUGGAGCCUGUUUUCGAUGUAUCUCCAUUGUUUGGCUCUUUCUUGUUUAUUAUGUUCUUGUUUG